Messenger RNA from Gasterosteus aculeatus aculeatus (three-spined stickleback), 3997 nucleotides. It is a transcript of the gene plekho1a, whose product is annotated as pleckstrin homology domain containing, family O member 1a. Gene Ontology annotation, biological process: regulation of myoblast fusion. Gene Ontology annotation, cellular component: ruffle membrane; muscle cell projection membrane. The record is from RefSeq and is a predicted model, not a curated record. NCBI's taxonomy places the organism in Eukaryota, Metazoa, Chordata, Actinopteri, Perciformes, Gasterosteidae.
UUUGUGUAAGAGGUGUGCACGUGACAGUGCGCGUGUGCGCGCGUCACUAGAUGGCGGUGUCGAGCUCCUUUUAUUGGAAUGUAGGCUGCCGUGCGCGUCCGCGUGUCCGAGCUUAUUCACGUGUGUUGAGAGCAUCUGCCUUCACACACGCGCGUGCGCACACACGUGCACGCACACGGGGAGGAUGCUCCGUCGGUUCAGACAACAGACGCGGAGCAGAGGAGGAACCGGACGGACUCACGGAUACACCGAGCUACCGGGACCCCCGCUGGAGCGAUUGUCCGGUGAGCAGCUGGAGGAUGAAGAAGAGCAACCAGAGAGGAAGGGGCCUUCAGGACUCGGGUCAGCCGGCGGUACAGCAGCCGGAAAAGGUAGGCUGGAUCAGAAAGUUCUGCGGUCGAGGGAUCUUCAGGGAACUGUGGAGGAACCGGUUUGUGGUCCUGAGAGGAGACCACCUGUACGUGUCCGACAAGGAGGUGAGAGACGAACGGAGGGCGCAGGAAGUGUUUAACCUGGCCGACUAUGAGCGCUCGGAGGAGCUGAGGAAAGCAAAGAGUCGCAGCAAGAAGAACCACAGUCGCUUUACUCUGCUGCGCUGCAGACAUCCGGGAAACAUGGUUCCCAACCUCGUGUUUCUAGCGGUGAGUCCUGAGGAGAAGGAAUCGUGGGUCCAUGCCCUGAACGUGGCCAUCAUCAAAGCCAAGAACCGCGUUUUGGACGAGGUUACCAUCGAGGAGGACAGUGCGCUGGUCCAUCCCACCAGAGACCGGGUGAAGAUCCCUUACGGCCGGCGGCUGCCCACCCGAGGGCACCUCAUGGCCGUGGCCUCCACCUCCUCCCACGGCAUGCUGACUCUGGACCUGGUGGCCGAGGAGGACGCAUUCUGCCCGGACUCCGAGUCCUGGGAGAACUUUCAGGUGGACCCGCGAUGGGGAGGCUCGUGCGGACAGGUGGCCAGCAUCGGGUCCUGGGGGGUCGGCGUCCGUCAGCGAGCCGGCACGGAUGUGUCCAAGCUGCGGGCCACCCCGAAGGAGCCUACUGUGAAGACCAGCAGUCUGCCCAGGGGGAGCGAGCUCUCCUGGGGCAAGCAGUCCCACCCGGAGGCCUCCAAGGUCCUCAAAACCCAGCAGGUGCAGGUCCUUAAGGCUCAGUCUCAGACGCCCCAGCCGGGGAAGAGGUUCAGCAUGCAGGGCCGAAGCCGCUGUGCGUCCAUGGACGAAGUGCUCUCCUCCAGGCCGGCGAUGAUUCGCUCCGAGUUGCGCUCGGCCCUUCGGCGCUGUCCGACUGAGGAGGAGGAGGCGGGGGGCGGAGUCUCGGUGGUUCAGCCGGUCGGUCAGCUGCAGAGCCUCAUCGCUCAGAGGAUGCAGAGAGCUCAGGAGCUGCUGGAGGAAAUGAGGUUGCAGGAGCUGCAGAAGGCCAAAGCAGAGCGGGAACGCGGAGGCAGCUCACCUUACCUGAAGGGUAUCGACUCCCCCUGCCUCCACCACCUGAGGGGCUCCGACUCUCCUCACUCCAGCAGGUCGUCUGGAUCUCCGAGGAGCCGGAGCAGCGACUCUCCUCGCCUCAGGGUUAAAGACUCUCCCCGUCUGAGAGGGAGAGAGUCUCCUCGGUCCAAAGCCAAGAAGAAUCGCUCCAGAGGAUCCCACUCGCCUGCCACCAAAGCCACCGAUUCUCCUCGGACGAAAAGCUGCGACACCGUCCGCUCCCCCAAGCUCAGGGGUCCCUCAGGCUCCUCGGGCCUCGGCAAGGAGGGCGACUCUCCUGCAGCCAAGUGCCUUGACUCCCCGCGGGGGGGUGAACCCCACUCUCCUCACCCCGGGAGCAGCAAGGAGUCACCAUGUUCCAGUGAGAAGAACUCACCAAGCUUCUCAGGGUCCUUCAAGUCACUGCCCCCCAAAACGGAGGGAGACCCGGAGGUGGAGCGGAGGCGCGAGGAGGCCGGCCGUCUCCUGGAGGAGGCUGUGUCGUCGUGGAAGGAGGCGCAGGAGGUUCUGCAGGAGGUGAAGGAGUUGCAGAGCCAGACACUGCGGCGGCAGCGCCGGAGGACCUACGAGAAGAUGUCGCUGACGUCAGCGGAGGCCGGAUUGCCCCGGGCGACCACGGCGGGCGAGGAGGAGGACACACCCCCCUCACCCAACUCCCCCGAAGAGGAGGACGAGUCGGAGACGCCGUGACCAGGAUGUCUCAACGGAAAUAAGAGAACGAUCCUCAAAUAUUUUUGAUCUUCUGGCCUGGCGUGGACGCCGUGGUCUUCCCGGGACGUCGGAUGACUUCGACCCUCCCGGCGAGCGACGCACCCGAUUAUUCCACACAGUCUCCUGGUGCCCUUCAUUUAUCUACCUGUGGUGCACGUUUCUUCUUCUUUUCUUUAAGCCGCUCCGUGGAGUUCAGAGACCCCCGUGACAUAUUUUUGGAAGAUAUAAAAAAAAAAUUGUCUUUUUAAAGAGACACUUUUUCUCAAUCAAAGAUGUCAACAUUUGUACAAAAGGGAACUUUUUUAAUAAGACAAAAACACGAAGGCACUGACGAGCACAUCUUCUCCUACCAGCAGAUGAUUUUGAACAAUUGAAAGGUCUAUUUCCUGAUCUAUUUGCUAAUGUAUAUUCUGUUUUAUGAAUCGGAUUUAGUUGUUUCACAUCCGUCUGGAUCUGUAAUGACUCAGAUUUCAGACGUUUGGAGGAGAAUCAGGGAGUUUAAUAUUGAUUUUCUACACCAGGAGAAGAGAAAAAGCAAUAAUCUGUCAAUAAGAGACAAAAGAAUAUGUCUUCCCUCACUCUCCCUGAUGGGCUGAAAGAGAACUCAAAUAUACAUUGUUUACCUAUGAAUGCAAUAAUAAUGUUGCUUAAUGGUGAGGAUCUAGAACUGGAUCAGGACAGAACCACAUAUUUAAGAUAUAAAGAGAUUCAGUAUCUAUUACAAACUACAAAUUUGCCUCAGGGCUUUACAGUCUGUACACAUGCGACAUCCUCUGACCUUUGACCCUCACAUCGGCACAGGAAAGCUCCCCAAAAGAUAAGACAACAUUCGAUAGGGAAGACUCAUUCUUCUUCUUCUGCUUAUUAUUAUUAGUAUUGUAAUCCCAGCUGAUAGUCGGCUAUAGCUUCCGAUAGUUUUAAGAGAAUGAGGAUAAAGUUAGAUUAAAAUUGAUGUCACACAUCCUGCAAUGUGCAUGUAUAUAUACAUAUAUAUUCAAAGAUAUAUGUGUAUAUAUAUACUUAUUCAACAAGGAGACAAACAGACACCUUCGGCUGCUUUUGGAAGAAUUGCAGCCGAGAUCUUAAGAGUAAAAAGCUUUAACAAGAACACUUGUCAUCAGACGACAUAUGCACCUACUAAUAUAUAUAUUCAAUAUCUGUAAGAUGUAUUGAUCUAGCCACACAACGUGUGUUCGAUAAACAUUUCUUAUCAAACAACACUUUCACUUUAUAAUUCAUGGAUAACUAAUAAAAAUGUUCAGGUUUAAGGAAAUAUUUCAUUGAAAUAGUUGAUAUUUUGAACGAUUAGAAGUGAUUGUUGCUGCACAAAAAUAUGUCUUUUUCUAUAUUAAAACAUGCACUUUUUUGGAAUAUGGAGGACAUGAAGGGCUGAGGGAAUAUGAGCUGAGCUUUUCUCUUUAAAAGUCACUUUUCUGAGCUGAAAUAUUCACAUUCUGUGAUGUUCUGCAGAAGAACUCGACACUGUGAGCAGAUUCUUCAUGAAGUUUCAUUGUUCUGUAAGUAAUGUUGUAAUCAAAAUUGUUGAACAAAUGUAUUUAGGUUGAUUUAUUUGAAAGUUUCAACACAUUUACAACUUUUCAAAAAAAUGGAAACAAGUUAUUUUAAAUGUUACGUCAUUUUUUCUCUUUGCUUAGAUUAUUAUACUCAAGAUUUGUACAUUGAUGUUUUUAAAUCAUCUUACGGUAUUACUGUAUACGGCAAUGCAUUGUGGGUAAAAACAUUUUUUUUUCCGUCUUAGUCUUAGUUUUCACAUGCAGAAUAAAAUGAGAUGAACAAAGCUG